GCAAAAGGAGAGUCCCACAAGUGGUCGAUGCCACCAUGGCAGCCACGACGAUUGCGACAAAAGGAGCGUCGCGACAAGGCUCCAACUUUCAGUGGGCGUUCAUGAUGAUUGCGUUGUUUUUGGUCGGUACCAUGGUAUUGCAAAUUCAGCAAAUUCCGUUCGAAACCGCAGGCGACGCCUUGUCCCAGUCCAAGUUCGCGUUUUUGCACCCCAAUCAACAAGAAUCCCCCGUAGCUCUGCCGUACGAACAGCGAGUUUCGAGUCCCGUGAUUAACGAUGAUUCUCCGCCGUAUCACGUAGUCUUCAGUACCAGUUGUUCCGCUCAACAGCACUGGGAAUCCAUGGUCUUUUUCUAUCACGCCAUGCGGGUAGGACAGCGCGGCACCGUGACGCGCAUUGCGAGCGGUUGUUCCGAAGAGGAAAGCCAAAGUCUCAAAACCUUCCACGAACGGUACAUUCAACCCAUGUCCCCUAAUUUCUUCGUGCACUUUACGCCCGAUUAUUCCCGACUUCGUCUUUCCGGAGGGAAAGACGCCUACAAGUACAUGAACAAGCCCUACGGCCUGCGCCACUGGAUGGAACACGCGUUGGGGAUGCGCACCAAUCAAACCAAUUCCGCCGCGGUCGAGGAUGGUAUCGUCUUUCUCAUGGAUCCGGAUAUGAUACUGUUACGGCCGAUCGUGCACGACUUUUCGGACGUCAACAAUCACCUUUGGGUGGAAAAUGAACCCCUUACCAAGGUUGUGAGGCACGGCUUUCCCAUUGCUCAGCAAGACGGUUACUUGAAUAACGAAUGGAUGAAGCUCAACUUUUCGUACAUAGUGAACCGUCCCGAGGGGGCUUUCGUCAGUCGUCCCGCUUUGGAAGACGGCCCACGCUUGUGGAACACGGGUCCUCCGUACCUGGCGACCGUCAAGGAUAUGUAUCAGAUUGCCGUCACAUGGACCGAGUACGCACCUCGAGUACUCGACGUCUACCCGAAACUGUUUGCCGAGAUGUACGGCUUUAUCAUUGCCACUGUACAGCUCAAGCUACCGCACACUUUGCUCAAAUCCAUUGUAGUGUCAACAACUACAGCCGCGCUGUCUGAUGCUGUGGUGGACCAACCCAUUGUCGAUCGUUGUUACAGAAAUCGGGAAGGUUGGCCGUUAGUGGACGCGAUCCCAGACGACCAGAUUUGUGAUCCGUCAACGACGGCUAACAUGCCGAUUGGCUUACACUACUGCAAACGGUACAUUUUGGAGCGCAACUUUUUUAGCAAGUACCGGCUGCGGAAAAACAUAAUGGACUGCGAUAAGCCCCUGUUGCAGCCACCACCCACCGAUAUGGUGGUCCGGAAAAUCGACUGGGGGAUCUGGCCCCCACGAGCCGAUCUUAGCGAUCGUAACAUCUACAACGAAGAACGCUCCAAAAUUCGCAGCAAGCCGAAGCGAGAAGCUUUUAUGCUGUGUAAUUUGGUAAGAUCCAUUAACGAGGCACUACGGUAUCACAAAGAGCUGGCGUGCGACGGAAAUGCGAAUUGGAACGAAGUGUACAAUCUCUAUGACGAUCCAGCACGACAUUGA
Messenger RNA from Phaeodactylum tricornutum CCAP 1055/1, 1565 nucleotides. RefSeq lists its product with no specific name. The coding region runs from base 36 to 1565 and encodes 509 amino acids. The transcript has 3 exons. Gene Ontology annotation, molecular function: glycosyltransferase activity. The record is from RefSeq and is a predicted model, not a curated record. Lineage: Eukaryota; Bacillariophyta; Bacillariophyceae; Surirellales; Neidiaceae.